GUACUCGGUACUUUCUGCUGCUGCCUGUGUUUGUCACCACGAGUCCGAGGUCGUUCACCUGGUUAUUUGUUGUUUUAGUGCAAAAUGCCGAAUCAGCACUUCAAGCCGUACCUGAAGCAGCAUUUACCCAAGAGGCUUCACUACGCCAACAACCGCAGGAUCGAGGCCGUCCACCUGCUGAUGGAGAGGAAGUGGCACAUCGCAAAGAAAAUGCCGGAGAGGCUGAGGUCUCGUUGUGGUUUCUUUGGCGACCACGGCUUCGACAACAAGAUCACCAGCAUGAGGACGAUCUUCAUGGGCCACGGGCCGAGCUUCAAGUUCCAGAAGAGCGUCCCAGAGUUUGACAACAUCGAGCUUUACAACGUCAUGUGUGACCUGCUGGGCCUGAAGCCGGCCCCGAACAACGGGACCCACGGCUCCCUGAACGACAUGUUGAAAGAGCCGCCGCACCGGCCCAGCAUGCCGCAGGAGGUGACGGAGCCGACGCCGCCGUCCGACGGGGAGGUCACCGUGACGCACGACCUGGGCUGCAGCUGCGACGAUGAGGUCGGGAACAAAGUGGAGGAGGUGAUGGAGGCGUUCAGUCCCGGGUCAGAGGAGGUCUACAGCUACAACGACACACACUUGCCGUUCGGUCGUCCGGCCGUGAUGUUCGACACUCUCUACAGUUUACUUCAUCAUGUGGAGUUCAUCAGUGGAUACAGCAAAGAGCUGGCCAUGCCUCUGUGGACGUCA
Paralichthys olivaceus (Japanese flounder) is the source of this 735-nucleotide messenger RNA. The record is from RefSeq and is a predicted model, not a curated record. NCBI's taxonomy places the organism in Eukaryota, Metazoa, Chordata, Actinopteri, Pleuronectiformes, Paralichthyidae.